Molecule: messenger RNA, 1973 nt
Organism: Python bivittatus (Burmese python)
Lineage: Eukaryota; Metazoa; Chordata; Lepidosauria; Squamata; Pythonidae
Product: C-type lectin domain family 7 member A-like
Biological process (GO): signal transduction
Cellular component (GO): plasma membrane
Molecular function (GO): transmembrane signaling receptor activity
Source: RefSeq, a predicted model, not a curated record
AUGCAUGCGUCAGACAAAGGCAUCUGUUUCUGUUCUGCAUCAGCGUCCUGUGGCAUAAGCAGCUGGGGACAGUUCCUUGCGAUAGUCUUGGUGGUGACCGCUCUGAUCUUGUUCUCCGUGCUGAUGAGUCUCCUCGGCCUCUAUAUGUGGAAGUCUCACAAACUAUAUGAAAAAAUUCCCCAGAUGAGGAUGUGGGAGAAAAGGCUGAAUGACGCUAUAAAGCUGGAGGCAGGAGACCUGGGUGUGCAUUGUAAACUCUGCUGGGACUACACCUGGCUGCAACGGGGAGGGGCCUGCUACCAGCGCACGACGUUGUUGAUGCCCUGGAAAAACUGCAUCAGGAAAUGCAAGAAAUACGGAGCCAGACUUUUAAAGAGCAGCACAGAUGCGGAAAUGGAGUUCAUGCUCCGGGAGUCCCGUAAAUGGUACACCGUAAAAGACCACAACCAUGUCCCUGAGAAGACGUGGAUCGGUCUGAUCUUCAACCUGUCUCGGAACACCUGGCGCUGGGCAGACGGAGAGUAUCUGCACAUCCGAAUACCUGUGGAACUAAGAACGCCUUUCACGCCCCGAGAAUUUUGUGUUGUAGUUAGCAACGGCCGGGCAUUCACCAACAACUGCACUGAGCAGAUCAGUUGUCUGUGCAAGAGAGAAAUGCACUGAAACCGCCGACAUGCACCGAAAGCCAUCCUUUCUCCUCUUUCACAAUGUUGUUUCACUCCUUUGGCGGCCCAGUAUGACAUCACGGAAAUAUCAGGAAACACCUCUGUAAAUGAAAAUAACCAAAGAUAUUUCUUGUUCUUUAAAGAAGUUGGAUGCCUACAUCACGUUCUUACAUCCCUUUGAUCCUGGCUAUCUAUGCCAUUGUCGUAUCUCUCCCGCAACGCUGCUUUUCACCGCUUUCUCUUGCAAUGUUGAGGAAAUUAGCAAUGGUUCACAGUGACUGUUGGCGUUCCUUUACCUUUCGUGGGCUGAUAAUUUUUGGUAUUGCUGUUCAGAUGUUUGCUUGUUGUUAGCAGAUGGAGAGGUUGAUAAGUUUAGAAGUAUAUCUAGGUUAGAAUGUGUCUAUUUACGGCACUGAAUUAGUGACCACCGGUUGGCUGAAGCUGGGUUGUGAGAGCUUGAAAGUCACUGGAAAAUGCGAGUGGGGAUCAGAAUCAGCAAGACACAAGAGCUGUUCCUGCAAGGUGUGGAGACUUGAAAUAGGAAAGUCCCCUUUCUUCUGCCCUGGAAACCAUUUGGGCAGAAAAGAGCCAAGAAGCCACCGAUGGACACGUACAGACAUGAGCGCAUGAAGACCACACAAACUCCUGGCCGAGGCUGUGGGUAAACUGCCAAGCUUAUGCAACCUUGGGCGACUGCACCAUACUAAUGCCCAACUGCUGAAGUUGUAGGACUGGAUAAGUGUGAGAGAGAGAUUUCAGAACUCCAUGUUAUUGUUGAGUUAACCUUACCAUCCAAUGCUAGGGUUUGGCUGGGAUAUGUUACAGUAAAACUGAAUUGAACCAGAGCUCCGGUCAGUUUUGUGUCUUUCAAUAGCCUCUUCUAACAGUCCCCAGGUAAGGUCCUGAUCAGUCCAAAUCCAGAACUGUGUUAAGGCAUGGUGAACAGCGUAACAACCUCUCUUCUUUCCAACAGCCUGAUUCUUGAGAUGUUGGUUUCAGGUGUGUCCAGGAGUUUGAUCUACCAUUGACUUAGACCCACAAAGACCUCAUACACACGGUCCCUCUAUUUUAUUGACCUCACAGCCCCCAGCACACUCCUUGAGAUCCACUUCUAGACCGUUUGUUCCUCUCAGGUUGCACUCAAUUUCCAGGACCCCUGCUGUCCACACCUGACUCAUCCCACCUUGCAGCUCUGCUCUUCCACAUCGGUUGUUGCCCGCUCAAGGCAGAUUGGACCAAACAAACCCAUUUCCUAGGUAGAUAAAGAAGCUUUCCAGAAGCAGCCCAGGGAUUUGCUGGGAAGUUGGA